ACUCCCUCCGUCCAAAAAAGAAGUUCCCGGUUUGACCCGGCACGCACUUUAAGAAAAGUUGAAAUUGUCUUUGACUUUCCCAUAUUACCCUUAUGCCUACUCUCUUCCGAUCCUCAAUCCUCACUUCCUUCUGUGAACCCUCAUACAUCUCCUUCAACCAUUAUUACCAUAAAAAUUAACUUUCUUACACAUAAAAUUAAAUUGAGGAAUUGGGGAAAUCUGGAAAAUUUAUAGUUAGAACUAUGAACAAAUAUGGGAAGCUUUGGGAAAAAAGAAAAAUUAAAUGGGCGGAGGUGAUGGAGAUUAUACUACAUUAGACCUGUCCGGAUCCGGCCGCCACACACCUCCGACCACCGCCUCGGUUUUCCGGUGCUCCCAAUCUUGGGUGACGGGAAAAAAUAAGAAGGGGAGACAUUAGAUCUGUUCGGAUCCGGCCGCCACACCCCUGACCACCGCCUCGAUUUUCCGCUNGGUGAAGAAAAAAAAAGAUAAGGGAGAGAGAGAAUGGAGAAAAAAAGAUAAGGGGAGAGAGUGAAUGAAGGGUAAUUAAGUUUUUUUAGUAUUAAAAACUUUCCAAAAAAAGAAAUGUGAAAUUUAUUCGUGGACUAAGUUUAUUUAUGCAGCGAACCGUGACUGUUUCCCCCCAGGUGCAUCGCUCAUUCCCCCUUAUUCUUCCUGAAGAAUCUUCGUCUUCUCCAACUCACAGAUUCUCUCGGCUCCCUCUCUUUAUUCAUCUCCCUCUUCUCUCGUAUAUGAUUCCCGUCUUUAAUUUCCUCUUCUCUACAAGGAACUGAUCUUAUUGCGGCAUAACAUAAUCGGAAAUGGCUUCGAUUCCCUCUGAACUCACCUUGGGUUGCAGGCCCGUCUUCGUUCCCAGAACGAUCAACGAAUUUCUCCGCGAAAUCUCGACGAUCGAUAGCUCAUCCGAUAGACUGUUCCGGAUCGAAGAUUAUGCGGCGAGACUUGAAGACGAAUUGCGGAAGAUCGAUGCCUUCAAGCGCGAGCUCCCUCUCUGCAUGCUCCUGGUCAAUGAUGCAAUCUUAGCCUUGAAAGUGGAAUCGGCACAGUGUCGGAAAUCAAGGGUUGAACCUGUACUGGAAGAAUUUCUACCACUGAAGAAGAGCUCUGAUGGCGAUGAUGAUGGCGGAGAUAGGACUGAGAUCAGGAAAGAGGGAGACAGUAGAGAAAAAAUGGAUUGGAUGAGCUCUGCAGCGCUAUGGCAUGGUGAAAACCAUUUCACCAAUAACAAAAACCGCCCUGACGCCGACCUUAGAAUGACAAUGGAGGAAGCAGAGAAUAGCACAAUAACCAAUGACCUAAUGGUCCCUUGCAGGAGUGGCAAUAUAGGGAAUGGAUUUGUAAUGCCUUUUAAGAGACUUUCUGGAUUUCCAACGACUACGAACGAAGACAAGAAGAUGAAGAAGAAGAGGAAAAUGCCAGAAGUAGCCGGGCUGACGCUCGGUACACCUGGUUUCAAGAACCCGAGUGAGGAUUUGAGGAUUGUUGGUUGCUGCUUGAGUAUUAACACUAACAUUAGUACCAAGGCUGCUGCAUCUUCCACUGCUUCUUCAAGCAAUAGUAGCAGUAGGAAGGAAAGAAGAUGUUGGUCCCCAGACUUGCAUGAGAGAUUCAUCAAUGCCCUGCAACAACUUGGGGGUGCACAAGUUGCGACUCCCAAGCAGAUUAGAGAGCUUAUGCAAAUUGAUGGCCUGACCAAUGAUGAAGUCAAGAGCCAUUUGCAGAAAUAUAGGCUCCACGCUAGGAAGGUUCCAUCGACGUCCCUAAAUCAUUCUCUUGCUGUGUUGGAGAACUUGUUUUUGCCCGCGAAGUGUGGGACCCAAUCUGGUUCUGAUUCUCCUCAGGGUCCUCUCAACCAUCAAGGAGGUGGCAUGGUAGAAGAAGAAGAAGAAGAAGCUGAUGACUGAAUUCAUCCCAGGAGAUGGCGAUGAUGAUGAUGAUGAUCAGGUUCUCACCAAAUUUUGCAGAUAAAAAAAUAGCAUAGACUUCAUCCCCUUCAGGCCACUCUGAUCAUCACUCAUCAUUUUAUAUAUAAAUUUCUGCACACAUGGAUUGAUCUUUAUCAGAGGAAGAGGGGGAGGAGAUAAAUUUUUGCAGGCUUAGAUUUUUCCUUGUGCUUUGAGUUGAUGAAUGCACGGUUCAUCAGCAUGAGAGUUGACGAAAUAUCCCUGUGACGGAUUCAUAGAAUAAUUCUCCAAAAGGUGAAUAAUUAUAUAAUAUUGCUCUGUUUUAUUUACCUCAAAACGAGUUCUUGGAUCUCUUU
Molecule: messenger RNA, 2281 nt
Organism: Cuscuta campestris
Lineage: Eukaryota; Viridiplantae; Streptophyta; Magnoliopsida; Solanales; Convolvulaceae
Source: the annotation of a GenBank genome assembly